Phycodurus eques (leafy seadragon) is the source of this 1298-nucleotide messenger RNA. It is a transcript of the gene ccdc14, whose product is annotated as coiled-coil domain containing 14. Gene Ontology annotation, cellular component: centriolar satellite. The transcript has 5 exons. The coding region runs from base 139 to 1152 and encodes 337 amino acids. Lineage: Eukaryota; Metazoa; Chordata; Actinopteri; Syngnathiformes; Syngnathidae. Gene Ontology annotation, biological process: protein localization to centrosome. The record is from RefSeq and is a predicted model, not a curated record.
AUAGUAUUUGAAGAAUCACUGAAUUAGAUGUUCAAAGUGUACAUAAUCUUACAGAAUUAGAUGUUCAAACUUUUUAUGAUUAUUGUUUUGCCCCCAAUCAAGUAAUUCCUUCUGACAUCUGUUUUGCUGUUCUUUAACAUGACGCAUGUUCCUAUCUCCAUUUGCUGCGGUUCCGGGUGCGCAGGCAGUAUUGCAGAGCGGUUGCUCAGUCAUCUGGAAAUCACAGUGUCGUCACCGCAGAUGAACUCCAAUGAUUUUGACGCUGAAAAGUUAGCAGACCUGCAGGCGCUGCACAUCCAGAACGCUCAGCUUCACAGACGAGUGGCAUUUCUGAACAAACAGUUAAAGGACAAAGAGCGACAACAUAAUACUGGAACCCUGUGUACCUCAGAAGUGCUUAGUCUGCCAGAGGAUCUUGCUGACGCUCAAUCCCGACUGCAGGAGAUUCAAGGCAUCCUUGCAGAAGUGCGGAAAUCUCUUCUGGACACAAAGAAACAGCUGCUUGACAGUGAGGCACAGAAUGCACUGAUGAAAUCUGAUUUACAGACCAUGAGAACCAAAUUUGUCCAAAGUGAGCAGGCAAAGAGCGAACUGGCCUCACUUGCCCAGCAAAGACUGGAAAAGAUAAAAAACCUUGAGAGGAUUAUUAAGAGUGGCGACGUAUCAGAGUGUGACACAGUUGUUGACCUUGCGAUGUCUGACGCAGCACUCAAGGAGCAAUAUGACCAGAGCAGUGCCAGUGAGCGCAUCACUAAAUAUCUGAUGACUCUGGACCAGCCGGAGGCCUCGCACAUUGGUGGUAAUGUACACAUGGCUGCAGAAAGGGAAGAGAACACACCAGAGGAAGCAAAAAUGAGCUCAACCCUGCUGGGAAAACAGCCAUCUCAUCCAUACCUUCAUCUGGAACGGACACACAGUGAUGGUUUUGAAGGACUACGAUUAUCAGAGCAGCAGAUGGCAGAAGAGGGCCGCCGACUGUUUGACUCACUCCUCUCUGAGGGAAAGGUAGAUGCUAUGUCAACCGACUGCAGCAUGAGGUCCGUAUCGACCUUUGACACCAGAGAUGAGGUGGCAUUCCGAGAUGGCUUGGCAGCUUUGGAUGCCAGCAUAGCCAGUCUGCAGAAAACGAUCAAACAGGAUUUAGGAAGAUAAUUUUACUUGUCAUGGUUUACUGGCCUGGCCUAAAGUGUGGGUUCAAUUAAAUGGUUCUCUUUAUGUGCUCUGUGAUUGACUGGCGACCAGUCCAGGGUUCAGCUCCCGGUGACCCUGAACAGGAUAUGCAGUAUAGAAAAUGGAUG